Messenger RNA from Carassius gibelio (silver crucian carp), 12716 nucleotides. RefSeq lists its product as uncharacterized. The transcript is spliced from 2 exons. Lineage: Eukaryota; Metazoa; Chordata; Actinopteri; Cypriniformes; Cyprinidae. The record is from RefSeq and is a predicted model, not a curated record. The coding region runs from base 345 to 11564 and encodes 3739 amino acids.
UUGGAGUGCCGGGACUGGGGGCUGCGCUGCUCCAUUGCACUCUCUCUAUUUCUUUCUUUCUAUCUCUCUGUCUCUCUCUCCUCUGGGUCUAAACGUGCAGCACAGGAACUGCAGCGGCAGAUAUGAACCUCUCACUUCCCCAGACUUCACAAGCAUGUAGAACAUCAAGAUGACAGAUGAGCAUUCCAUCAUUAAGGAAAUAAAAAGAUAAGGAAGAGAGAAAAUAUUCCUGUGCUUUGAACUUCUGCUACCACAUGCCUAUUGAUUUUGACUGGAACACAAUGUGUCCAUGUCACAGCCUGCACAGAUAAGGACCAGCGUGCUAAACUAUCCACACCGGCAUCAUGACUGAAGAGACUAAACAGCCCUUGGCUGCCAAAGAGCUGGAUAAUGAGUCCAAAAAACAGGAUAAGGGGACUGUGGAGCAUAAAAGCUUAAAAAAGUCCCCUGAGCACUUGCACAAUGUGAGGCUGGAGCCACAGACUGUGAACAAUCUUGCUAAGUUUGCAGAAAAAGAGAGAGACAAUACCCAGCAACGUGAGGCUGUGAUUCGGCCACAGCAGGCUGGAAAGAUUGAUUUUAAGUCACUGCAGAAUCAUUCAUUCAAUAGCAACAGGACGUGGCCCAGUGGUAAAGACAGCCCUCAGUCGCCUAGUGGAAAGAGUCGCAAUAGAGACAAGAGUAAAAAGUCAGGAAAAGGAGAGCGUGGCAACCCGCAGCAGUUGUAUAGACUGAGUAUUACAAACCCACGCUCAAAUCCCACAAUUGGGAUAGCCUAUCCCCAGCAGAAAGUCUCACCUCCAAAGAAGAUUGAGUCCAGCAGAGGUCCUGUCUCAGGCAGCUACCGCUUCCAUGUGCCAAGUAUUCCAGAGCGAGAGGCUGAACUGCAUCAGGAAGACCUACAGUUCAGAUGCUUCCAGGAUGGCUCACCUAACCCUACUUCCCAAAGCUAUACCUCACAGGCUGUUGGCGCCCCCUCUGGAGGACCUGCUCACCAAAAUCCACCACAAAUGCAACAGAAGCCCAGCCCAAUCGAGAGCAAUAGCACACAAUCUGCCAAUGACACUUUAUUCCCUGACUUUCAACUGAGCGAAACAGACACAUGGCAGUCUUCAGAUAGGACUUUCAGAAACAAUAGUUUUGGCCUUAAUUCACUAAAUCCAAACAAUCUUGUGGACUUGAACAAGUCCAAUGCUAGUUUUAUGCCCAUGCCAUUUCAGUAUGGAUACCCACUGUUAGACGAGUCAGCCUCUGAUUCCUUUCCCUGUGAUCGAAAUGCUCAAGAUUACAUUGAUGUUUCUCAUAAUUCAUUUUCCUUUCCAUCCUCUGCAGAGGGACACGAGGCCAUGAAAAGUAAUGUACAGUUUGGUAAUGAUCAGGUAGAGGACAGGCAGUCAUACCAGUUACACCCUAAACCACCCCAGUGCAUACAGACACAACAUAGUGUGCCAUCAUCUGUUCCUAGCAAUGAUGAGAGCUCAGUUUCAAGCACUUGCCAAUCAGAGCAGAGUAAAAGUGUGUCAGAUAAAUAUGAUUCUUUGGGCAAGAGAGGCUGCCAUCUUAAAAAUGGCACCACCAGCAAGAGAGUUCUUAUUCAAGGCAGUGUUCAUCAUAUUCGCAAUAUUGCACAAGGUUCAAAUUCCCAAAUACAUGUAAUUAGCCCUUCACAUAAUGGUAUUCAUGUUAGCCCAGGAUCUCUUGAUAAAAGUGUAAGUAAACAACAUGUCAGGGUAUCAAACCCAUGGGAAGGACCAAACAAAGUCUUUCCACCACCACUCAUAGACCAGACUUCUACACCUUACCCAUUUCAGUACCAACCAGCACCAGAACAGAGACCAAACGGCAAUAAUGGCCAUAUGCCUUGGCAGCAGAUAUGCUUCACAACGGCCAUGCCAAACCAAAACAGGAUUGAUCUCUCCAGGCAACUGAGCAAUCAACAGCUUACUUUUUUGAUAGGCCCAUCAGACUGGCAAGAUAAUAAGCCACGCAAAAACAGCAACCAGAAAGAUUCUAAUAACUUUCUCAACAAAAAUACAAAUGAGGGCUUCUCAAACCAAAGGCAGGAGAGUGUCAAGCAAGGCUUUAACACAAUUCCACCUUGUCAUUUUACAAACAAGGCAGAUACAAAUCAAGGUCAGGUGGGUGAUGCCAAGAAUAAGUCAUUCUUUGGUAUUAACCCCUCAGUGCCAGUGACAUCACGAAACUGUAGCUACCCUCCGUUACAUGUUGCACCCUUAGGGCUGAAAAUGGUGUCACCCUACGACUCUCCUUCACAUUCACCUACUCAAAAUCCAGCAUCUAGUAGUACAUGUUCAUCACUCUCCCCAGCCUCAACAAACUCUGUCAACAGUAACUCUGAUGACAGCCAAAUUUCAAAGGUUCUGUCCCCUCAGUUUUAUCAGCAGCAACAGGAUAAGGCAUUGAUAUCAUCCAGCAACAUGAACACCAACCAGCAUCACUACCAUUCGGAACCAUCCAGAGGCUUGCACUAUGAACAAGAAAAAACCAAAGAGAACAUUACAAGUUUCAUGCCACAUAACAGGCAUUCAAAGUCCAACAUGGACAAUGGGAAAGGUUGUCUGGAGACCUACAGAACAGAAAACCAUCCUCCACCUUCCUAUUCUGCCCACCAACUCGCAACUUCAUUAGUCUCAGCAAACCUUGACCAACUGGAUGUGCUUUUGACAUGCAAGCAAUGUGAUCAGAAUUUUAAUAACCUUGUCUCUUUUCUUGACCAUAAGCAAUACUGUGGACAGCAUACAUUUGCACAAAAUGAUUUUAAAGAUGUACCAAAAGUGGAAGACAUUAGGAAGUUUCAGACGGACCAGACAAAAGCCAUGUCAUCUGGAUCAAGUUACACAAUUUUGCGGAGUUCUUCAGAUCUGCAUCUGUCUCUACUUGGACUAAACAAGAAUGGGGAAAUAGUGCCAGAUAACGAAACCAAAGGAGAUCCACCUGCACCCCUGCCGGAUUUAGAAAUGGAAGAUCCCAAGUUGGAUAGCCUUAUCACAGAGGCUUUGAAUGGACUAGGCUAUCAGUCAGACAAUGCAGAGAUUGAUAGCAGCUUUAUUGAUGCAUUUGUUGAUGAUGAUCUGACCACUACUAAAUGUGCAUCAACAAGACAGACUUUGACUGCCAAAAACUCCACAACCUUUGAAGGUAGAACAAACAAUGAAUCAAAAUCCAGUGAGGGAUCUCAAGCUCACAGCAAAUAUCCUUUUGACUCAGACUUGGACAGCCUUAGUUCAGACAGCAAACUCACAGACAGCCCUUUCAAAGAAAGCCAACAUGAGUCGAUACAGAAGGAAGUCCUCAAAGCAGAAACCUCUCCAACAGAGUCCCAGUUGCAGGAGUCAAACUGCACACAAAUUGCGUGGGAAACAAGAAAGUCAGAGCAAAGAGAAGAGGAAAAUGAUUACAGUUCUAAGAUCCUUUUAUCAAGCAAGUUUUCUGCAAGAUGUGGACUUAAAAGCUUGCAGAGUAGCACAGCAUUAGUUAAAACAACAUCUACCUGUGCCAGUAAAAGUCCAACAGCUCAGAAACCAAUACCAACAGAAGGAAAAAGGAAGAGGACAGGUGGCGGAAGCUGGAGUAAAGAGCUUAUUCACAAAAUUGUUCAACAAAAGAACAAAUUGCAUAAACUCCAUGUGAAGGGCACCAAAAACAUGGAGUUUUCACUUGUGAUGGAGAGAGUGACUCCUGCAGUUCAGAACCCUACUUUCAGGGAGUAUGAUUACGUUUCUGAUUCAGAUGACGACUGUGAGCCUGUGAAGAUAGCCAGUCAGGGACGUCUGAGCCAAAGCAUCCGUUGCAAGUACACAUACACUAAAGAGUGCAAGGGGAGGAUUCGUGCUGACAAGAGCCGAGAAAGUUCAUGGAAACAAAACAGAAAUGAGGGCUUUGAUCCCAAGAAAGCUUUGGAUGUCUCUCCAUCCUUGAUGAAAGACAACCCUGGUCGCCAAAGGCUCAGAAGACGGAGCAGUAGGUCUUCCACAAGCAGUGAACUGAGCACAUCAAUAAGUGUUUGCAGCGACAGCAUUGGCAGUCCGAAAAGUACCGAUCAUACAGAUUCCGACUCUGAAAAACAAAUAGAAGUACAGAGGAAAGAUCAAAACUCUCUUGAACAGAAUGAAUAUGAAGAAUCACCAGCAAGGAUACGGAAAGAGUCUAGUACAUCACUGGCUUUGACUUUCACAAAAAAUACAAAAAGGUACAGCACUGAUAAGAUACUACUCACUGAGCACAAGGAUCGGUUCACUACUUCAAAAUGUUCAAGCAUUAUCUGUAAGACUGAAGAGACCGCAUCAGAGCAUACAAUGACUAAAAGUACUGUCAGCCUUGCCAGAUUCAAAACCACCAGACUUGAAAUAGAGGAAAAAGCAGACCGCUACGGUUUUGAGGCAGGAAUUAUUGCAACCACAGAGGAGCCAUUCCAAAAAGAUUACCCAAAAAAUAUCACAUCACCAAGAGGGUCUGGUAUAACACCAAAUCCAAUGGAAACCAACAACAAUAGAGAUUCUAGCCAUUUUUUUAAACUAAAAAAAGAUGUCGUUGCAUCAAAGGAUAAAUCUCACAAGAAAAGAACAAGUAGUUCUGAAUUUUCAGCACCCUUUUUUGAGAAAGCCAGCAAUGACAGCAUAUCAAGUGAAGAAACCAGCAGAAGUUCAAAUGAUAUGUUCCCUGACCCUGCACCUCUUUGCAGUUCACUUGUGGACAAAGACUGUUUAUCACCUCCAAAAGUCCAUGAUGCUACAGUACAAAAGAAUGGACAAUGUCUCAUUCCCUAUUCUUCAGAACAUGAUCAGAGUCUAAUAAAAUCGCCCCUUUCUUUUGACACAACAUCGAUGUUUGGUGACCUUUCAGUGGGAGGUUUUGAGAACAAUCUUUAUCCAGAUAUCCAGCUUGCCAAAGAGAGCUUUAGUCCUCUGGAAACCACAACAGAUAAGAAGGAACUUUUUGAGUCAUCAUUCUCACCAUUCUUAGAGCAAAGAGACUGGAGUCUGAUGGUUGAUGUUACUCCUGUGCUACCAGAUGAGAUUUCUCAGUACAAAGAGGACUCUGACUCAAAUGAAAAUAAAACCAAUUUUAACCAUGUCCCAUUUUCUUUACCUGAGAAAUUAAUGGACUACAAUCCAAAUCUCAACAGUAGCGUGUCAGUUGAUGAUCUGGAAAUAAAAAGGAUAGUUACAGAGCUUGAGAGUCAGCUGCAAACAGCCAAGCUCAGCAGCCCUUCAACAUUAGACAGCGAGCUUCCAAAACCAUUAACCAUGAGCAAAUUCUCUCCACUGAGACUUGACCCUGACAGUGAAGAAGAGGACAGUAGCUUAGAGAUGAACUGUUCCUCAGAUAAUCUGCAAAUUGACAGACCAGUAGACUCCCAAUCAGUGCUGUUUUCAGAGUCUGACUUACCAUGGUCUAGUCCACUUCCAUUUGGAUUGAUGUGUGGACAGCAAGGUCUUCAUACGCCAAUGCAUCCCUCCACUAUCAACACACCAACUGAUUCAGAACAUGACCAUUUGGAUGCAAAGAAAAGCAUGGGGCUCACCGUUUUGAACACAGAAAACGGUUCACCUACACAUCUAAACGACAAAACAGGGCCGAAUGACUCCUUAGACAAGUCAGAAGAGAUGCUUGAGCAUGAACUUUACACAGAAAAUCUGAUGAAGAGCUUGGAAGUGAUCUCAGAUUCUUUGUCUUCGGGUUUUACAUCACCUCAGUCAUCUCCUAAUCAAGAGAGUGUGGUUCCUGAGGAAGAUGACAAACAAGACCAUGAACACUAUGAACAAAAUGAGUCUGAGCAUAUGGAAUCUAGAAACGCAGAAGCAGAGCUCACAAAGUUCUCAGUGGAGAAAAGCACAUUUAUCACAAACACAGCUAAACUAGAAGAGACAACCAGUGACAUUUCUGCAUCAGGCAACCGAACAAAAGCCAGCCUAAAGGAGACUUGUAAUGACACUCUCCACAAUGAAUUAGUAGCUAAUGAACAACAGCUUGCUGAGAGUUCUUUUGAGAGUCCACAAGCUGCAUACUGCAUGAACUCAAAAGAAAUCGACUCAAAGAAAUCUUCAGUCUCCAUAUAUGAAUCCAAGUGUGAGUCCCCUGUCAGCCAAACUGAGAAUGCUGAGUGUGAUACACAGUUUGGUAUUAAAGACUCAGAUUAUGCUAUCCAAAAUCCCGACUUCUCCAAAAUAUUCAAUUUCUCAGCAUCCCUUACCAUACCAAAAGAUGAAAACACCCUGUGCGUAGGAGAAACACAGAAAUGUGAUGAAGAUUCAGCUCUAAUUACAAAUCCAGAAUUAAUUUCUGAAGACAAUGGACAUGCAUCUGACAAAAGAGGUGGAACAACAGACUGUCCGUCAAUGACAGACAUCCAACAGCCCAUUUUAAACAUCAAGUCUCCUCAUUGCGAAGACCACUUAUCAACCCAUUCACAAUUAAAUAAUACACAACAGAUGGUUUCUCCUAAACAUCUUCCUAUAGUUCUAGAUGAACAUGAAUGCACAGCCAGUGUGGAGAGAGACCUGCCUGAUAUGACAUUGUUUUCUGUGCAGUCAGAAUGUGAAGAGAAUCAACAAAAGAACACAGAGCAGAGUUCUAAACUUCUUAUUGUGAAUCAAGAACCAGAGUUUUCCUACAACUCUAUCCAAAGUCCUUCUGCGCUGAAAGAUAAUGGUCCACUACCAAGCACAGUUACCCCAGCACUGAGUAAAAACAGACCAGCCCUGGAAGACAAGAACUCAGAUCAAAUAAAUACUGGCAAGUCAGAUAGUUUUGAUCCAGCAACAACAGAAUUAGAUCAUUCAUUUAAUCCCCAUCUGGAUUUAGUAGAAAUCACAGACAGUGACAUUUCUAGGCCUGGAACCCUGUUGACUGUGGACAAAAUCUCAAAUCAACCUUUUUCUGAAAAUUCUGGGGCAUUGGAUGAUUCUCAAGAUACAGGUGCACCGUAUGAAUUGAAACUCAGCCCCCUAAACUACAAUGAAACAAGUUUUGGUGACUACAACUUUACCUCUAAAUGUUUAAACAAAGACCAACCUGAUGUAAAAUCAAACUCCACAGACAGUUACAUUCUCAAUGUGUGUGCCUUCUCUCUUGAUGAGACAUCAUCAUCCAGCCCAACAUAUAAUGCAAAUGAACAAGAGCCAAAUAUUCAGGGCCAACUGACUAGACUUGAUAUACCCGAAACCUCUAUAAAUAACAACCAAAAUGAUAUCAAAUAUUCAAGUGUCUUAGCUUCCUGCCGUAAUUAUGUUGAGGAAGGCAGUCCAAUUGACUCUGAACAAGUCUUAAAACUUAACCAAACUGACGUCAAUGGUACUGUUGAUUACAUGGAUCUGCACCUCAAAUUUCACAAGAAAGCAGAUCCUGAAAAGCUAGACCACCAGAUGAUCACUAGUGAACAUGAUACAAUGCAGAAGUCAACAAUGUUAGACAUCAAAGAGAUACCUAAUCCUCUGAUACACUGUGCAGAACCAGCAUCCAUGGGUCUUACAUUCACAUCUGUCCAAAACGAAGGACCGAGUCUAAAUGAGACAAAAACGUCACCAAAAAAGGGUGGUACACAGAAUGUAGUUCAAGGAAAAUUUCAGUGUGAAAUUUGUGCAAUGUUCUUUCGCUCACAACCUGGACUUAAAAGACAUAAAGCCAUGAAGCAUGUAGUAAAGACUGAAGGGAUUUCUCCCAUUGAAAAUCUAAAUAUGAGCAGUCAAAUGUUCAUGCCCAUUUUAAUGCCACACCCAACAGAAAAGGGACUGAAAGGUUGCAUGGAUGUUAUAAGUCCAGCAGUUCUUUCACCUCCAAACCGAAGUGAAAUCUCAGAUGGACAAGGACAGCAAGCAGAUCCACAUUUGAUCGUUCAAGGGAUUCCAAGGGAUUCUGAUAUGUCAGCUAUCCCAGAAAGUUGUAAUAUUGAUCAGACAGCUUCUCUUAAUGAAAAAGCAAAUAACAGGAAAAGCACUUUGGAAAUGUUUGCUCCAAAACCAGAUACAUUUUCAGAUGAAAUACUCAGCACUCGUAAAACAGAUACAUUGCAGGCUAUCUCUGCAGAUUUUCCAUUAAUGGUACAACAAAACUGUCCUAAGUCACCUGAAAAACAGGUCCCAAAUAGCAGUCACAGCUAUCAUGAAGUCAGUGUGAGAGAGGAACAGAAGAGCAUGGCAGUAGCUAUCAGCAGUGAAGAGCAAAAGGAAGAAACAUCUUCUUCCAUAAGGCAUUCUAUAUUGCAUAAGAAAGGAGACACAUAUGACAUUGAUGAUGUUGUGACAAAGUAUUGUGCUAUUACUCCAAAAUGUGUUCAGACAGAAGAUGUACUCUAUCCACUUGGGGAUUCUUCUGUGGCUAUCAAGCAUGAGAACACCUGUUCUCCUGCAGAAGACAGUCAUGCACUUACUGGUACUUUAGGAAUAGGACCUGAUCUCAAGGCUUUCUUUGAUGACGAAAACACUUUUUCUCUAUUAUUCCCAAGAAAUGAUGACAGGAAAAGAAAGAAAUGUGCAAGGGUCUAUGGUAAAAGCAACAAAAAGCAAAAACAACUGUCCUGUUUAAUUUUAGACUGCCCUUCUACUGGCGCCUUUGUUGAUAAGGAUGAGGAGUCUAAAGAAAAUAAUAUGAGGCACAAGUUUAGCACUGACACAAAUGACCCUUGUGAAUGCGAAACCAUUGAGAUGACUCCCAAGAGCUUAGUAAAGUGUUCUACAGAGAAUGCAUGUCAUUCAAAAGAUGACAUAAUAGAUAGACAAGCUGGUUACGAGGAAAAUGCAGAAACUGGCAUUAAAGUAUUUUUAUGGGGAAAAGAGGGCACAAUUAGACAACCCUUAGGGCAUCUGGAUGAUUUGCAUGAUUGCAUUGUGCCGGAGAACACAGUUCCUCAGGAAGAUUGUAAGCCAGUGGUUCCUGCUACAGCCUGCCCUCUCCAAAUGGUCUGUGUUCAAGAAAAUGUCUCUUGUUCGCCAAGCACUGAGAUACCAAACCUUAACACGACAAUUCAACUUCCUGUACCAUUUUUUGAGCCUGAGAGAGAUAUGACUUUGGUAGAGACUAUUACAAGCACAGAACUGAAGGGCCCUGAAAGACCUUGCAAAAAGCCUGUGGAGCGGAAGUGUAGGAAACGAAUUGAAACUGGACUCAAACCUAAGCAUAAGCAGUACAAAUGCAAAGUGUGCUUCACAUGGUUUCUCACUUUAGGUGAGCUCGACUUCCACAAGCUGUCCCACAAUCCAUCACCUCCCCCAACUUGCUAUAUGUGUGUUCAACGCAAGUUUAGCUCACGGGAACAACUUAGGGACCAUCUCAGGGAGAAACAUGCCAAAAACAAAGCAGGUGUCUGGGCUUGUGGCAUGUGCUUGAAAGAAAUUUCAGAUGUCUGGAUGUACAAUGAACACUUGCGUGAGCAUGCCACACAGUUUGCACGAAAAGGCCAGUCUCAGAGCUCCCUCUUGGACAUGCCUGGGUGUUUCAUGCAGGAAAAUGCUGUGAAGAACUUCAUAUCUUCAAUAAUGCAGCAUCGACCAAGCAGAGCUACAAAAGGAGACAUCCUUAAAUCGCCAUCUAAGGAAGAGAAAAGAACCUCUUUAGAUGUAAAUGGACAAGAUUUGAAAAUUCCAGAGGAGUUUGAUUCAACAAGUCUGAAGAUUAAAACGAGUAUUGGGGGAGGAAGUAAACAUUGUGCACUGACAACGCUUGAGGUUCUACCUAAUGCAGAGACUCCUUCCAAAAGUGCUGAGAUGCAUCCUAAUUGCAAAGACCCUUCAAGGGACUGUCACCACUGUGGCAAGCAGUUUCCAAAGCCCUUUAAGCUCCAGCGUCACUUAGUUGUUCACAGCUUGCAAAAGAUUUUCCUUUGUCACAAAUGUCCAGUGUCCUACCAAGAUGCAAAGAAGCUUGAAGAUCACCUUAAAAAUUAUCACGAGGCGACAGAUGAGCCAGACUCAAAGCAUACCACGCUGUAUACUUGUGAACUCUGUGCCGACGUCAUGCAUGUAAUUAAGAAGUCCUUCAUCUGCAGUACCUGCAACUACACGUUUUCCAAAAAGGAACAGUUUGAUCGUCACAUGGAGAAACAUCUUGCUGGAGGGAACAAGAUCUUCAAAUUCAGGGGAGUCGUGAGACCUUGCAAGCCUUUCAGUUCAAAAGAUGAUAUGUCUGACAUGCCACCAAGCAAGAAAAGGAAGGCAAUGGAGAGCAGCUUAGACAUGACAGCAUCCCAUAUGCAAGGCAUCGCAUCAGUGUUGCCAAUCAUAGAAGACACUGCUCAGAAUAGUAUGGAGGACCAUUCUACUGAAACAAACAAUACCAGUGUGAAAAUUGAAGAUGUAGCUGAGGACUUCCCUGAAGUUGUCAAGGACAUUAUAGAGUGUACAGUGCAAACUGAUUCUGCAGAACAGAGUCUUUCAUCAACAGAGCUGAAGGAAGAGGAUGAAAGCUCUUCUCCAUCUCAUAAAAUCCAAGCGGAUGAUCCCAGGGAAAUCAGUGCAACAGACAAAGAAGCUCUGACAGAAAUUUGUGACGUUAAAAUAGAAGAUGACUGUUGCACAAUUCCAACAACAUUGUUAAAUUCAGAGAUUAACAUUGACAUAAUUUCCAGACAAAACGGAGACAGGGUGGAGACAAACCCUUCAGCAAGCCUUGAAAAUGCAAGUGGACAAGGGGACUCAAGUGUAUCCACCAUUCAAGUGUGCGGUCAAACAGACACAAGUUUACCAAAGCAAGCCAUGCAACGUCUCUCAUCUUGCAGUGACUUUGAAUUCUCAUCUGUGAAGCAGUCUUUAAACGAGACAAGCUAUUUGAAGCAGGAUCAAACAACCGAGACUUUAUUUUCAAUCAACAGAGAUGAGAAUAAAGAUGACAAGAGUGAACAGCCGACUACUGGCCAGGCUGAUCACAUAACUAUGGUUAAAUCUGAUGAAACUUUGAAACAUAGUCUUGAAAAUAACCCAAGGUGCCUUGGUACCACUGAUUCUGCACGUCACCCCAACAUCUCUAAAACAUGUGAAGAAAAGGACUCGACCAAACAACAGAAGAAGAGGAAAGAACUUAAGACACCUCUCAGCUCUCAGAGAACACCAUCUCCAACUGCAAGGGAAAAUUUGGGCAUCGACCCAAAAAUCAAAAAGAAGUUCAGACCUAGCAGGUGUGAAAAUAUUGACGGUCAAUGGAAAACCGAUCUUCCCAAUGACUAUCAAGUGCUUACAUCAGUAAAGGAUGACACGGUCAGCAACAAAAUAAUCUCCAGGCAUAAAAUAGGAUCUUCUAAUCUGGGUCUUCACCUAAAAAAAGGUUCGGUAGAUUUCACACAAAAAAAGGUUGAGACUGUACGUCACUUCAACGGAGAUUGCAAAGUGAAAAAGAGCAUUCCAAGUAGACCCAUCCAUUCCCCUUCUUCCAGGGUCUCUACCCUUAACAACUCAUUUAAUAAAUCACGGUCCAAGCCAGGGGUCAGAUCCAUAGAGACUCACUCAUAUCGUACUGCAGAGUCACAAAACAACCUCCUCAGCCAGCUGUUUGGCCAAAGACUAACUAGUUUUAAAAUUCCUUUAAGGAAGGACACUUCUGAAUCUAUUAAUUAAGGAUUAAAUGGAUGCUAUUAACGAGGAGGUAAUUAAGUGAUCCACUAGGCAUGUUAUUAAGGCAGUUUAUUCAUGAGACUAGGAUUGUAUGCCCCUCCUCUGUGAAAUCAUUUAAUUCCUUGUUUAGUCACUUUAUCGCAUUCCUCUUGUAAAUGUGUAUUUACAUGUAUGUGAAGACCAACAACAACACAAAAGAAAUGUAUGAAUAUAGGAUGAAUUUGUUGGUUACAAAUGAGUUUAUCUUCUCUAUUUUAUAGUGGAGCAUUAUCCCUAAGAGAGUGUAUUUCAUCAACAACAAAGAAAGGUUUUCGUAAAAUCAUUUACUUGAAAUUGAACUGAGAAUAUUUGAGUUCCAAAUAAUGCAUGACACUUUUACAUUACAUGUUCUUGGAUGUUUUCCUAGCAUCAGGACCGAAAGACAUCCUAAGUCUGGAUCGUGUCAAUGUGCCUAUUGUAUAUGCUUCAGAGAAUUACUCCUUCAUACUCUUUUACUUUACUGUAUUGCGAAGACAAUCAUUAGUAUUAGCUUUUGUAUCACUAAUUGGUGCUAUUGUAUUAUAAUUAUUAUUAUUAUUUGUGUAAUGUGAACACAAAGUCUUAUAACUGAAGGGAACAUGUAGCAAUUACAGUCAUCAUUGCUGGUACUCAACAGUUUUAGAGUAAAUGACACAAAAAUACUGUGUAAGAUCAAUCGAAAAAGAAAGGGUUCAUUUGUGUCUCCAUUUGAUGUGUUCAGAGGAGGGCACGGGAAAAGCCUUUUCCAAAACUGAAUUUAGUUUAAUUUCAUCUGUAAUAUGAACUCAGGUGCUAUUAUUGCGCAUGAAACCCUUAGGAAUUCUUCCCAUGCACUGAUGUUACCAUACAAAAACCCCACACAUGAUCUAUAAUGUCCCCCAGUUCUUUAAUUAUUACUAUUUACUAGGACAAAAGGUGCUUUGUCAUGUUUAUAUGUAUCUUGUAUUGUAUAAUAUUGUAGGUUGAUCUAUUCCAGUGCAAUGCAUAAUGUCAAAGUUCUAUUUUAAUAAUGUGCAAAAGAUGAAGAGAAAAAGGAAAACACAACGCCUACUAAAGGCUUAUGAGUGGAUCACAAAGUGCAUCAUAUAAACUUGUUUAUUAAAAAAAUAUAUUUGCAUUAAACCUUUUGUGUCUGUC